UGGUUUUAUGCGUUUAAGAACCCAAUCAAAUGUGAAGUGAUGCAACUAGAAAGUAUCAUUAGAUAAGGCAAAACAAAUACACCCUUCCCUUUUCUACAGUCCAUUUCCUUUAUAUAAACACUGCCAAGCAAAUGUGAAGUGAUUUCACAGUCUGAAUAUUUAAAUAUAAGAAAGCCCAUGAAAUGAAAGUGGCUUUGAAUAUUGCCACAAGGCUUCUUGUGGUGCAUCCCAGACCCAAUUUGAAUAGUGUGAGGGAUUUUUCAUCAUCACAGACACCAACCUUUGUUCUUCCUCUUCUCCACACUCACCGUCCCGCCAAAACCCUCCUACGAAUCGCGACGCCGUCGUUUCGAAGUUGCGGCUGCGCACCAAUGUCCACGCUCCAUAUUCGCGAUAAAAUCGACCUCUCCGACAUCGAGAGAAGAAUCUUCGACAGGCUUCUCGCCACUCUUCGCCACUUCCACCUCCAAACUCAGCUCCGAGUCGCCGGUGGCUGGGUCCGCGACAAGCUUCUGGGAAAAGAGUGCUAUGACAUUGAUAUCGCUCUCGACAAUAUGAUGGGAACUGAGUUUGUGGAUAAGGUUAGGGAGUACUUGUUGUCCAUUGGCGAAGAUGCACAGGGAGUUUGUGUUAUCGAGAGCAAUCCUGACCAGUCCAAACAUUUGGAAACAGCCAGGAUGCGUUUGUUUGAUAUAUGGAUUGAUUUUGUUAACCUAAGGAGUGAAGAAUACACUGAGAAUAGCCGCAUUCCUUCUACGCAAAGAUUUGGCACAGCAGAAGAGGAUGCAUAUAGGAGGGAUUUGACAAUUAACAGCUUGUUCUACAAUAUCAACACUGACUCAGUUGAAGAUUUCACUAAGAGAGGCAUCUCAGAUCUUAAGUCUGGAAAGAUAGUGACACCUUUACCUCCAAAGGCCACAUUUCUUGAUGAUCCGUUACGAGUUCUUCGAGCCAUUAGAUUUGGUGCUAGAUUUGAAUUUACUCUAGAUGAAGAUCUGAAAGUAGCUGCUGCAUAUGAUGAUGUGAAAGAUGCUCUAGCUGCUAAAAUUAGCAGAGAGCGCAUUGGAACCGAGAUUGAUCUGAUGAUAUCCGGAAAUCAGCCUGUCAAAGCUAUGACUUAUAUUUGUGAUCUGACACUAUUUUGGAUUGUAUUCAGUCUUCCUCCUGAAUUUGAACCCGCCAUUUCAGAUGGGUGUGAAAGGCUUUGCGUUUCUUACUUGGAUACUGCAUGGAACCUUAUCCAUUUACUUGGAGAGUCAACUUUUACUGCUGAACAAAAAAGGUUAACACUUUGUGCUGCUUUGUUUCUCCCUCUUAGAAAUGUCACUUACAGAGAAAAGAAAGCUAAGAAGAUUCCUGUUGUUAAUCAUAUUAUCAGGGAAUCUCUCAAGCGGAAAGCUAAGGAUGCGGAAAUGGUGCUUAAUUUACACCAAGCGUCAUAUAAAUUUUUGUCAUUGAUCCCUUGUCUUGCAUCUAGUGAGGAUGUCCAAGUUGUUGAUCAUGAUUGGCUGAGAGACUUAGUGGAUGUCCCUGUCACUUCUAGAGUCCGGGUACUAACAGGGUUUCUCUUAAGAGAGCUUAAAGAUUAUUGGCAUGUUGCACUGUUGAUAUCCACUAUACUACAUCCCAUUGACAUUAAGGAUGAACCCUCACAGUUGAGCAAACGAAGAGAUCUGUUUAAUACUGUGGAGAAUUCUAUAACCAAACUAGGCCUUGAGAAAGUAUGGGACAUAAAACAAUUGAUCAAUGGCAAAGAUGUUAUGAAUGCCCUACAACUUAAAGGAGGACCUCUUGUUAAGGAGUCGCUGGAUAAAGCAAUGGCUUGGCAACUUGCCCAUCCAUCUGGAACUGCAGAGGAAUGCAUUGAAUGGUUGAGAGAAGCCAAUUCUAAGCGUAUUAAGUUGCAGUGACUCCAAUGAGGUUGAUUUCCUUGAUUGAUUGUCUAUUCCUUCCUCACCUUGUUAUGGAUUGAGAGCACAUGUGCCUUGGAUGGAGGAAGCUUAGCCAUUUGGCUGCAUGACGAAGAUGAUAUAGGGAGUACAUCAGCAUUCUUUGCUUGAGGUUGCCCUGCCACUCGCAACUUGAUAAAGCCUCAUGCAGUUCCUUCUCACUUUUGGGAUGUAAAUUUGAACCCUGGAAAGUAUAAUUUAUUUGUUUUUUUUUUUUUUGCGUAAUUGUGAAAGAAGAAAGGAUGAUUAUAGGUAUCAUAGCCUAGUUUUUGUUUAAUGAUAUUUAUAUCUUUGUGUAGUUGUCAAAGAAGAAAAGAUGAGAAUAAAUUGAGCUUUCUGUCAGGAAAAAGUAACCGUUUGUAUUGAGAUUGAAAUGGCAUCAAUUCCGUAGCCUGAAAGAAUUUUAUCUUUCCAGGAACAUAAUACAUUUAGAGACAUAAUCUAUCGAAGUACAAGCCCCCACUUUUUA
Molecule: messenger RNA, 2418 nt
Organism: Glycine soja
Lineage: Eukaryota; Viridiplantae; Streptophyta; Magnoliopsida; Fabales; Fabaceae
Product: putative CCA tRNA nucleotidyltransferase 2
Exons: 15
Coding region: 183-1910 (575 amino acids)
Biological process (GO): tRNA 3'-terminal CCA addition
Molecular function (GO): ATP:3'-cytidine-cytidine-tRNA adenylyltransferase activity; RNA binding
Source: RefSeq, a predicted model, not a curated record